This is a messenger RNA of Microdochium trichocladiopsis, 841 nucleotides long. Its product is annotated as Mss4-like protein. NCBI's taxonomy places the organism in Eukaryota, Fungi, Ascomycota, Sordariomycetes, Xylariales, Microdochiaceae. The coding region runs from base 152 to 679 and encodes 175 amino acids. The transcript has 4 exons. Gene Ontology annotation, cellular component: cytoplasm. Gene Ontology annotation, molecular function: calcium ion binding. The record is from RefSeq and is a predicted model, not a curated record.
CGCUCUGCCCUCUGCUCUGGCUACGGCGUGCCUUUGGGAAAAUAUCAACAGCCUGCCCAGGUGCACUUUGUUCCUUCCAUCCCGCCUCACGUCCUACCCACUUCUCCCAUUCUCAUCGAGCAAUCGUGAUACUUCGAACAAUACCGCCACCAUGAUUAUCUACAAGGAUGCCGUUCUCGAGGUGCUGGGCAACACUGGCGAUGAGCUCAUCUCCGACUCGUUCGACGUCAAGGAGGUUGACGGCGUCGCGUACGAGGCUGACUGCGCCAUGAUCGAGAUUGGUGCCGUUGAUGUCGACACUGGUGCCAACGCUUCCGCCGAGGAGGCUGAGGAGGGUGUCGAGGACUCUGCCGAGAAGGUCAACAACAUUGUCCACUCCUUCCGCCUCCAGCCCACCAGCUUCGACAAGAAGAGCUACCUGGUCUACCUCAAGGAGUACAUGGGCAACGUCAAGAAGGCCCUUGCCGCCAAGGGCGCUACCGAGGAGGAGGUCAAGGACUUCCAGUCCAAGGCCAACGCCUUCGCCAAGAAGAUCAUCGCCAACUUCAAGGACUACGAGUUCUACAUUGGCGAGAGCAUGAACCCCGACGGAAUGGUUGUUCUCCUCAACUACCGUGAGGACGGCGUCACCCCUUACGUGACCCUGUGGAAGCACGGUCUUACCGAGAUGAAGGUUUAAGCCCCCUUGGUGGAUGCGACAGGAAGGAUUUGAAAGAAGAUACCACGAAGCCCAUGAUCAAUGCCACAGUCCCCUUUGUAUCGUGCGGAGGCCCGAGGGGAAAAAAAGUAAAACUAUCUACCGCCAUUUCUUACGAUGCGUGGAGAGCAUUCAUACCGUUUC